AUGGAACAACAUCGUGCCUAUCUCAAGGCGUUGGAGGGCGAUCGGCGCAAUCACAAGGAGGAUGGUGCGUCUUCGUCCGGAUCCUCUUCCCUUUCGACAUCGGAGGCGGGUGCUGUAGGCACCACCACAAACCGUGUCAAACGGGCCCAUGAUGGUGAACGUCGACCUAGUGAGCGGAGAAAGCGCGUACGUGGGGAGACGCAUGAUGGAGGCGGUCAUAUCAGUGGUGUGCCGCCUGACAGGGUGCAAACUGCCAGCGACGUAGGGCGGGAAUGCCAUAACUUAAGUGCGUGGUUUCGGUCACGGCGAACUUUCCCGUUGGAGUCGACUCUGCCGACGCCGAGCUACAUGGAGAUGGCAGCACCCCCGCCGUUAUACACAGGUGGGUACCAUCUUUGUUCGGUUUGUCUUCUGCCCGCGAGCUACAAGUGUGUGCGGUGUCGCAGAGCGCUCUUCUGCUCCAUUGGGUGCCACGUGACACACGAUGCAACACGGUGCAUGAAGUUUAUUGUCUAA
Trypanosoma rangeli is the source of this 516-nucleotide messenger RNA. RefSeq lists its product as uncharacterized. Gene Ontology annotation, cellular component: Swr1 complex. Bases 1 to 516 code for a protein of 171 amino acids. Lineage: Eukaryota; Euglenozoa; Kinetoplastea; Trypanosomatida; Trypanosomatidae. The record is from RefSeq and is a predicted model, not a curated record. Gene Ontology annotation, biological process: chromatin remodeling. The transcript has a single exon. Gene Ontology annotation, molecular function: nucleosome binding.